Messenger RNA from Silurus meridionalis, 5355 nucleotides. RefSeq names its product aspartoacylase (gene aspa). NCBI's taxonomy places the organism in Eukaryota, Metazoa, Chordata, Actinopteri, Siluriformes, Siluridae. Gene Ontology annotation, molecular function: hydrolase activity, acting on ester bonds; hydrolase activity, acting on carbon-nitrogen (but not peptide) bonds, in linear amides. The record is from RefSeq and is a predicted model, not a curated record. The coding region runs from base 211 to 1149 and encodes 312 amino acids. The transcript is spliced from 6 exons.
GAGUUAAAGCCCCGGAGCGCCACUCGGACUUUGUAGAAGCUCGUUACAUAAUCUGCUUACCGACUCCUCUCGGAGUGAGGCUACGGAAACGCGGGCCUCGUACUAGAGCUCCGCCGUAUCCUCAAACUUUUUCUCCUGCCCCGGCGCCUGUCUCUCAGCCCCCUUCUCCUUCUCCCCCACCAUCCCCCGGGCAGGUGCCGCGCGCGCGCUAUGAGCGACAGUUGCGGUUACGCCGAGGCUCGGCGCGUUGCGAUUUUCGGCGGCACGCACGGCAACGAGAUGUCCGGCGUCGCGCUCGUGUCCGUGUGGACCAGAGACGACCGCGAGAUCCGGAGGAGCCGAGUGCGCACCGAGCCGUUCCUGUGCAACCCCAGAGCCGUGGAGAAGUGCGCCAGGUACAUCGACACCGAUCUGAACCGAGCCUUCACACCGGAAAACCUCAGCAUGCCCGGUGGAGAAGAGCUGCCAUAUGAAGUUCGGAGAGCCAAGGAAAUCAAUCAAAUAUUUGGGCCGAAAGGAAGUCCAGAUGCCUACGAUGUCAUCUUUGACCUUCAUAACACCACAUCCAACAUGGGCUCCACGCUUAUCUUGGAGAGCGCAACAGACCACUUCAACCUUCAGAUGGUGCAUUAUAUCAAAAAAGCAAUGGCUCCGGAGAGCUGUAUGGUGCUGCUGACCGAACACCCUCAACUCAAAUAUUCAACCACCCGCUCAGUGGCCAAGCAUCCUGUUGGUCUCGAAGUGGGUCCCCAGCCUCAAGGAGUUUUGCGUAGCAAUAUCUUCGAGUCCAUGCGGAGGAUAGUGAAACACGCUCUGGACUUCAUCGAGAUGUUUAAUGGCGGUGUGGAGUUUCCAGCAUGCCGUGUGGAAGUGUUCAGGGUGCAUGAGAGAGUGGAUUACCCAAGGGACACAAACGGGAACAUCAGCGCUAUGGUACAUCCACACUUACAGGAUUGUGACUGGGAGCCCCUGAACCCCGGUGACCCGAUGUUCCAAACAUUUGAUGGGUCUACCAUCGCGUACCAGGGAGCCGGUCCGGUAUAUCCGACGUUCAUUAACGAAGCCGCCUACUACGAGAAGCACCAGGCUUUCGUUACAACCUUCAGGGAAACACUAGCCGUUAGUGCGAUUCGAAAAAGCACCAAAUAACCAUCAUUAACCAGCACCAUUAGAACAAACAAAAAAGCUCUGACUAUAAAAAACUACAACCACUACUCUCAGAUCAUUUUUUUUUCACAGAAAUGUUUAUUGCUAAUAAUUCAAACUAAGGAUUUUAAAGAUAUUUUUAUAUUGGUUUUGUCAUAUCUAACUUUUUUAUAGACAAUAUUUUUUCGCGCAGUCGAAUCACACGUAUUUUAUAUCAUUAUAUUAUAUUAUACGUAUGUCCCUAGUCAGUUUUUAAACAUUACAAAACAAAAUGUUUGGAAUAUAUAAUAUAAAAAACGGAAUCUUUGCUUAGGGUGAAAAAUAAGUGGAUUCCGAUGCUUACAGGAUUCUAGUUCAUUUUCCCACAUCCACUUCCUGUAAAUACCAGAUUCGAAGGUGUGUAUCGCAUACAUCAGAAAUAUAACAUGAUGAGGUAUGCCGUUAGCACAAAGUUAGAGGCACACAAUUGUAUAGGAUGUGUUUGGAUGCGGUAACAUGAAAUUUCCCUUCACUUGAACUAUGGUGUACAUGGGUUGUAGUGAAAGAUCUUGAUUGGCUUGCUAUAGAGCUCUGACCUCAACCUUAUUGAACAUAUAAACUGGAACACCGAUUGCACCCCAGGCCUUCUCACAUCACCUACAUCAGUACAUGAUUUUGCUAACACCCUUGUAGAUGAAUGAGCAUGAAUCUCACACUCUAAAAUCAAGUGGAACAUCUUCCCAGAAGAAUAGAGGUUGUUAUAAGGACAAGGAGACUGAAUGUCAAAAAGGGAUGUUCGAGAAGCACAUACGAAUCUUAUUAUUAGAUGUCCGCAAACUUACGGCUAUACAGUGUCGCUAUUAAAACCUUUUUUUUUUAAAUUGAUGACAAAAAAAUCUUUGAAAAGAUUUUCCGUUCAGAGGCAUUUGAUUUCUAGCAAGAAGAAUAAACUAAAGAAGUUUUUCUUUGUUUUGUUCAUGUUAUUAACAGUUUUGAGCAUUUUUGGGGAAGGAAACUGUAAGUUCUAUUAUGACAGGUCAUGUGAACAUUUGGCCACAAGUGGAUCGUUUACCUUCGAUCGUUGUCAAGUGUCUGUUGGUGGAUUGUUGUUCAUGGUUUUGUGGUAUUUGCAGUUGGAGAAGGAAUUCUCUCGGUUGCUUGUUUAGGGUGAUUCCUUGACUAGGCAUUCUGCCUUAAAAAUGAAAAUAAUUCAGGAAUAAAAGAAUUACAUUUUGCUAGGGUUGGUGGGAUGAAAUACAUAAAUAUGCACUUUUUAUAUAUUACAUUUUUUUUAUUAAUCAUUUAUGUUAAUAAUUUUUGCCAUCUGUAUCAAGUCAAAGAACAGCCGAACCUUUCUGGGAUUUUUAGGAAAUUUCAUUGGCUUUUGAACUUCCUGAUGAACCUGGAACUUUUCUGUAUAAUUAUAUAUACAAUUCCGGAAUAUUCUAAAUCGUUCGUAGGUGAUUGUGGGAAUAUGGGCAACGGGCAAAAUGCUAAAAUAAUGCAGGAAAGUAUUUGCACACAAAUGGCAGCCCCUUGCUCAUGGAGUCAUUCUUCUGCUUAGUGAAUCAGUUCAGAAACGGAAGUCCCAGCUGUCUAGACGGUGUCAGAAGAUACAUUGACAUAUCUGCUGAUUCGUAUUUUCACUUCUUCUUAUCAGAUAUAGAGUGCUUUUUUUUUAUAUUUGCUCAGUAACCAGAUUCAGAAUGAUUUUGUCAUUAAUGUGCUUGUGAGGACUGUGGUAUUGGGUUUCUUCAGGCAGUACAGACAACAGAGACAUAAUUAUUCGUAAUACUGUCAUUUCUGUAAUAAUUUUACUUCAGCUUUUGCCAUGUAUUCGAGCACAUGGUGCUAAUUUUGUUCUAGCAAAGUGCCUCAAAGUCAUUGAAGGCAUGUAGGAAUGCAGACUUCAGGAAAACAUCCGUUCUGAACCACUGCAUUAUAUAUUAUGUAUUGACAUUUUGCUCUAUUUUUUUAACAGUUAGCUACAUUACCCAUAAUGCAGCUUAUUACUAGAAGGAUUCAGCCAUUUUUCUUUACCACAUACUACAGUUCAGUUUGCCAGUCUUGGACCAUUGUUUAUGCUAAUGUAAUGCUAAUCUCCUAGACAAUGAUGUGAAUAACCAAAAAAAGUACCUCAGAAUCAAAACUAUUUUAACAUAAAAUGAUGAUGAAUGGAUUAUUCCUUUGUUUUGUCACACCUCAAGUUAGAAAAUCAUAAAGAAAACGCACAAUAAUUGUACUCAGAUCAAUUGUAGUAAAAUGGGAAUGACCCGAAGAAAAGACAUCUCCAAAUCAUCGCCCAUUUCAAACUUUCCUUAAGGUUCAGAAGCCUUCAAGGAUGCAUGUUAUAAGCCUUACGGACGUGUCUGAUCGAUCCGUUAUGACUUUUGUGUAAUUAAAGCAGUAACGCACAUUCGAACGUUCAUAUUUGAACAACGAAAUCCUCACUGUCCCUAUGCAAACUAACAGUAGUGUAGCACGGAAAACGGAAGGCUCAUGGACAAUCGGUUUAACGCUGGCGAUUCUUUCAAUAUUAGAUUCUACUAUAGUGUAUAUUUUUAGUACGCUAAAUUAUGUACAAUUUAUUAUUUUUUUUAGAAAAUGUGAUCACCUUAAUUAUGUGGAAAUUGUUUGUAAUGAAAUUGCUGCGUCAACGGUUUUUUGUUUCCUUUUUGGUUUUUGGAUUGCACAUAUUUAACACAAAGAGAACUGAGAAUAAAAUUUCAUAUUUUAAACUAAAACAAAGUCUUGCAUUUUGAAUGUCAGAUAUUAUUUUUAAGGAAAGCUGGACAAGAUUUUAUAAUAAUAAUAAUGAGGUUGUAGCAUUGUGGUUAAGCCAUUGGACUUUAAAUCCAAAGGUCAUGAAUUCAAAUCCCAGCCACACAAGCUGCCAUUCCUGGGCCCCUGAGCAAGGCCCUUAACCCCAGUAGCUGCUCAGUUGUACAAAUGAGAUAAAUAUAAGUUUCUCUGGAUAAGGAAAAAUGCCAUAAAUGUAAAUUAUCAGUCAGUGCCACAGAGAUAUAAGACGUAUUGUACUGUUACAUUAGCAUAAACACUGCCAGAAAGAAAAUGAGUGUUUCAGUGGGUUUUUUAUUAUUAAUUUUAAUUUUUUAUUUGGAUUUGUCAAUAAAAAUUUCAUCAAACUUUCAACAAAAUUUGUAUUUCUAACUGGAGAUUCUGCCAACUUAUUAUUUACAUUAUGUAGGUUCAGUGGUGAAAGAAAUACCAAACCAACAUGGCUACCAUUCUAUACUUCAACUCCACGCAAUUCCAUCCGGACUGUGGAACCGACUCCAUCAUACAACAUUGACCUGAAGCAUGUGUUUAGACUCUGUAAGUGUAAUUUAGUGAGCCAACAGUCUACUGAAGUGUUAUUUGUGAUGGAAUGGCCUGUCCAGUCAUUGCAUCUAAAUCCUAUUGAACUGCUCAUGGAUGAACUGGAUUGCAAAAUCAGAAAGAAAUCUCUAGUGAAGAACAUUUUUGGCAAGAUUUUUGGUCAUUCAGCUGAAUGCUUGGUGAAAUGGAUGCCAAGAAUGUGUAAAACUGUUAUUCGUGCUUAUUCGGGAAAAUAAAGUUACUAGUUUGUUGCAUGUAAACAAAAGGAACAUGUUUUUCCAAACCGACCAGCACUGUAUACAUUCUUUUGAAUCAUGUUUUAUGAUGUAAGAAAUUCAGAUUACAUUCAGAAGCCCAUGUGAACAUGGAAUUUUCCUUGAAAAAAUAAAUAGCUAUAUAAUGUAUAUUGAAAAAAAGAAAUUACCCAAUUUGGGGAAAACAUUCAUUUUGCAAAUAUUUUCUAUAUCCUUCCAAAAUAAUCUUAACUAAAGAAAACAAAAAGAUUAAAUGCAGAACGGUUUCUUUUUCUCUUCUACAAAAACUCACAGGAUAUAAAAUGUUCCAGUGACAUCCUUCCAAAACAUGAGGAGCUCAAGGAGAAACUGUCGUGUACUGUAUGAACUAGUUUUUUUUUUUUUUUUACAUCAGAACACCACUAGAGGGCGACACUCACCUCAUCAAGAAUGUCUAGAAAUGUAAACAAUUUCAAACGAUGUCUUUACAUUUACAUUCAUUGGCAUUAAACUGAGAACACUGAUGCUGGACUGCUUUUACUGCCUGGCAUUAUGCUGAACAUUUUGUAUUAUCUCGAUAUAAUUUAUUCAGUUUAUUUGUAUAUAUCUGUAAAUUACCUGUAUUUACACUGUAUAUUGACUCGGGGACUGUUUUAUG